AUGCGCCUCCUCGAUCGUCCGGAUCUCGAUGUUGUCGCAUGGCACUCAGAAACACAGCCGUGCGAUAGAAAGUGGUUGUUCGAUAACAUUCCCGGAGCAACAGGCAUACUGCUCCUGUUCUCAGAGAAGGUUGACAAUGAGUUCCUUGACGCCGCCGGGCCAAGCCUAAAGGUCAUCUCCACAAUGUCCGUUGGAUAUGUCGCUCUCUCAGCGCGGAAUCAAGCUUGGUUUACACCGGAUGUCCUCACAGAAGCAGUCGCCGAUAUCACAGUUAUGCUUGCCUUGAUGGCAGGCCGUAACAUCAAGGAGACCUCAGAGAUUGUUCAGAAGGGACAGUGGUCCGCUUACCCAUGGGCCCCCUACUUAUGGGCUGGCUCCCAACUAAGCGCGAGCUGGGUCCACCCCGCGCGCACAGCAGGUUUCCUCGGCUUCGGUCGCAUCGCGCAAUCCACCCUCGCGCGUCUCCUCCCCUUCGGCUACACCCGUGCGCUCUACACCGGGAACCCCACCUCGCAGCCCAACCCUGCGCGCGACGCAGAGCUGCUCGCGAAGUACGCCCCGCAUGGCCUCGCGGAAUUCCGGCGGGUCGAUCUGGCUGAACUCGCACGAGAGAGCGACGUUGUAUUCGUGCUCGCGCCUGGCGGGCCGAGUACGUAUCACGUCGUGAACGAAGCGUUUUUGAAAGGCAUGAAGAAGACGGCGGUGCUGGUGAACACCAGCCGCGGAGUGCUCGUUGACUCUGAAGCUUUGGCAAAGGCGUGUAGGGAAGGAUGGAUCUGGGGUGCAGGCGUAGAUGUUGUUGAGGGUGAGCCCAACGUCCCCGCGGAUCAUCCGCUCCUAAGGGAGCCGAGGUGCGUUGUCUUGCCUCACAUAGGAAGCGCUACGAACGAGACGAGGUUGGGGAUGGCCACGAUGGCGAUCAACAAUGUCAUUGGCGGCGCGCUUGGAGGAAAUAUGCCCGCUGAGCUCAACAUGUCUCGGUAG
This is a messenger RNA of Fomitopsis serialis, 984 nucleotides long. Its product is annotated as D-isomer specific 2-hydroxyacid dehydrogenase. The record is from RefSeq and is a predicted model, not a curated record. Gene Ontology annotation, molecular function: glyoxylate reductase (NADPH) activity; NAD binding; hydroxypyruvate reductase [NAD(P)H] activity. The coding region runs from base 1 to 984 and encodes 327 amino acids. Lineage: Eukaryota; Fungi; Basidiomycota; Agaricomycetes; Polyporales; Fomitopsidaceae. The transcript has 8 exons. Gene Ontology annotation, cellular component: cytosol.